This is a messenger RNA of Peromyscus leucopus (white-footed mouse), 2737 nucleotides long. It is a transcript of the gene Hus1b, whose product is annotated as HUS1 checkpoint clamp component B. Lineage: Eukaryota; Metazoa; Chordata; Mammalia; Rodentia; Cricetidae. Bases 1641 to 2471 code for a protein of 276 amino acids. Gene Ontology annotation, cellular component: checkpoint clamp complex; nucleolus; site of double-strand break. Gene Ontology annotation, biological process: telomere maintenance; mitotic intra-S DNA damage checkpoint signaling; meiotic DNA integrity checkpoint signaling. The record is from RefSeq and is a predicted model, not a curated record. The transcript has a single exon.
GAAACCCUGUCUCGAAAAAACCAAACCAAACCAAACCAAUACAAAAAAAGUUUUCUUUUAAAAGAGUUGCCUUAGUCUCAGUCUCUUUGCAGCAGAACAGUAACCAAGACAAAGAGGAACUGAAAGAUUACAUAGCACUACUGAUUGCUAUAACCUCCUAGCCAAGAUGCUGCUGUCUUUGGGCUAAGGUUGGGAUGCGACUCAGGACUCAUUUUGGGCCAGAAGUAAGGUGAAGAAGUAGCCAGUUGUCAGAUUGUGGGCUCUAAGAGACCUUCGUGAGAGGCUGUGCUGUUGCUGUGGAAUCCCUGUCUAGGGAGCAGUGGGGCUGAACAAACGCUCUGCUGUGAUCGAGUGAAUACAGACGUUUGAGCUGCACGCUCAGUGUGUCACAUGACUCAGGACUCUAGGAGCAAGAGAAAAGACAAAUACACUUAACAUGUACAUUUCUAAUAUUGUUUAAGUACAAAGAGCACCAUAAACAAUAUGAAGGUUAAGGACUAAUCUGGGAAGUGUUUAUAGGGACCGAGGGUUAAUGUUCUUGCCAGAGACUUUAUUCUUUUGUUAUCCAUCUGUUUAUUCGAGAUAAAAUCUCACUAUAUAGCUUAGACUUGCCUUGGAACGUAACCCUAGCUUUCCUUAAACCUGUGAUCCUCUCUGCCUCUAGCUCCCAGUGUUAGAAUUAUUGGCAUGUGUCAUCAGCCGGACCUUACCAGAGACCUUAAAAAUCAAGCAACAGACUCCAUAAAAAGUCAUGAAAGUAAAAUUGACAUACAUAUCUUGCAAGUUGAAGCUAUGUUAUUCUACCCAUCACAUUGCUACAUGCAAAAUAGAUUGUUAUGCAAUGGAGCUGUUGGGAAGGUAUGUUGAUAGAAUUUCCUCUGCGAUGGUUUGGUAACAUAGAAGAAUUUUAUGUGUACAUGCUGUGACCAGGAGUUUCCCUUUAAAUUUAAUGCAAGUAAAUAUUGACAAAAGCAAAGGUAUUUUGUAUAACAUUCAUUAUUAUCCUACAAUUAGGUCAGAAUUGGACCAUGUGAGUUCCUCUUGUGAAAUAAUUACUUUAUCAAUAUAAUGGAACACCAAGCAGCCAGUUACUGUUUAUUGGUAUGGAAUGAUGCCCAUUAUAUAUAUGUAUUUUAGGUGCAAAUAUCAGGUUGUGAAGUGCAUGUCUAAUUUACCACAUUGUAUGACACAUGUAGUGACGUUUGCAAGUGAUGUCCGGAUUGAACAAGGCUGUAUAUAUUUGGUGUAUGUAUGUACCAAAAUGUUUUUAAAGGGCUCGUUAUCUCACUGUGGUCACACUGUGAAGAGUGUCCUUCUUAUGAGCAGACCAGAAGCAGUGAAACAUUCAAAUAGGGCAGGCAGGUGGGAAGGUGAGGAUAGGUCCAGAGGCCAUCCUUCCAUAGCGAUUGCCCUAAGUGGCCUCAGGUGGAAGUGGGCCUGCAUGCAGGUGGAACCCAAGUGUAGGCAGUGCUGGGACUGGAGGGAGGGGCGGCAGGGCACCCCAGGCCGGAAGGGUAAGCGGAAGCGGGCUGCACUACAGACCGGAAGGGUAAGAGGGCGCACUCCAGGCCGGAAGCGUGAACCAGCUGUCCUGUCUGUCAGCUUUCUCCUCACAGCACUCGGUCUACCAGCUAGGCGCCAUGAAGUUUCGGGCCAGGAUCACCAGCAAGAGUUUUCUAGAGCUCUUCAUCCAGGUCAGCGGCACCGUAGCGAGGCUGACGAAGGUCUGUGUGCUUCGAAUGUGUCCUGACAGUCUGUGCUUCUGCCCCACAGGGACACUGGGUGAGGGCCAGCUGUGGGGUGAGGUGAGGCGGGGAGUCUUCCGCCACUUCUGCAUGGAGGGUGUUUCGGAGGAAUUCAAUGAAAUCUAUCUAGAGCUGAAGUCUGAGCAUCUGGCCAGAGCCGUGAGGAAUGCGGGCAGCGCUUCAUCCCUGAAGCUCCAGCUCACCAACAAGCGUCGUCCCUGCCUCACUGUGGUGGUGGAGCUGGCGUCGUGCCCCGGCCACACUCGUGCCAUGGUCCACGAUUUGCCUGUGAAGGUGCUUCCCAGAAGGUGGUGGAAAGAGUACACAGAGCCCCGAGUUCGGGCCUCGGAUGUGAGUGUUUAUCUGCCAGCUUUGAAGACCCUGAAGAACAUGGUGGAGAGGAUGGCAAACAUGGGCGAUCGGGUGCUGGUGGAAGCAAAUCUAAACGGCAAAAUGAACUUGAGUGUAGAAACUGAUGUUGUGACUAUUAAAAGCUAUUUUAAAAAUCUUGGAAAUCCUCCAAAGUCCGUUCUGGGUGUGACUCAAGGUAAAGACCCAGAGAACAUGGUGCAAGUGAGGGUGGACAAUAGGAAGCUUCUUCUGUUUUUCGAAGGACAGCAGAUAAACCCCACAAUGGCCUUAUGUAAUAUUUUGAGCAAUACUCUGCUUCAUCUUGUUUUGGUUCAUGAUGAUAUCUCUCUUCAGUAUUUUAUUCCUGCUUCAUAAAUAUUCAAGCAGUCCUAAUUUUCUUAUUCAAAGAGAUCUUAAUUUAAGAUCUUUCCAGAACUGAAACGCUGAGUUAUUUGAAUUAAGAGGCUUCACCCCCGUGGAUUAUGUAUUUAUUUUGUUGAGGGAUCCCUUUGUAAAAUGUUAAGAAACAAAUGGAGAAAUAAUUGGAUAGUUCGUGUGCUUGUUUUUUGGCUUUGACAGUUAAAUUAUAUUCAACUUAGUUGUUUUGGAAAAAAGGAUUAUAAUAAAAUAAAAUAACUGAA